Messenger RNA from Staurois parvus, 398 nucleotides. The record is from the annotation of a GenBank genome assembly. NCBI's taxonomy places the organism in Eukaryota, Metazoa, Chordata, Amphibia, Anura, Ranidae.
UGUUCCUUGGACACAGCGGAUCACCGAUCAACGGAAAGAGCCGAAGAUGGGACAUGUACACUGAUCAUCAGGGCACUGAUGAUCAGUGUGCCCUGAUGAUCUGUGUAGCCCCCGCAGUGCCACCUGUCAGUGUCCAUCAGUGCCAGCUGUCAGUGCUCAUCCUUGCCACCUGCCAGUGCCACAUUUCAAUGCCUACCAGUGCACAUCAAUGCCACAUAUCAGUGCCCAUCUGAGCUGCCUUUCAGUGUCACCCAUCAGUGCCACCUAACAGUGCCAGUCAGUGCCACCUAACAGUGCCAGUCAGUGCCAAAUAUGAAUGCUGCCUUUCAGUGCCCAUCAGUGAUGCCUGUCAAUGCCCAUCAGUGCCACCUAUCAGUGCCCAUCACUGCAGCCUCAUU